Molecule: messenger RNA, 2182 nt
Organism: Procambarus clarkii (red swamp crayfish)
Lineage: Eukaryota; Metazoa; Arthropoda; Malacostraca; Decapoda; Cambaridae
Product: interleukin-1 receptor-associated kinase 4
Biological process (GO): protein phosphorylation; signal transduction
Molecular function (GO): protein kinase activity; protein binding; ATP binding
Source: RefSeq, a predicted model, not a curated record
AUCCCGUGGGCGGUGGUGUAAAGGAUUACAGAGGCACAUAAUCGGUUCAGGGACUGAACCCUCUAGUUCGUUUAGCUAAGCAAAUAACAAUCUUUCGACGCUAGUUACACAAUUAUUAAUGUUAUAGUUUGUGUACCGUGUAAAUCUUGGCGGUGAAGGCCACGCCCACACCAAGUUAUUCCCAUAAACUAAGCAACUGGUGGUCAAGGCCGCAACAGGUGGCAGAGAUCAGCCCGUUUGUGGCAAUAUUCUGACGUUGAUCAGUGUUUGUGGUAAUAGAUUGAUAUAUGGGUCAGAUUCCAUUAAGACUACAAUGCAAGCCCUACAAAGCAGUGAAGACACAAUAACCAUAACAUCAGAGCUACGAUUCCUCCCAGCUUGGGCGAGGUCAGAGCUGGCACACAUCCUGGAGGUCACACACGGGUGGCGGGAGGUGAUGGGUCGUGUGCCCAGCAGUCCCUGGAUGCCAGGUGACCCCAUCCCGCAGGACCUCCACUAUCCCAGGAAAUAUUCUUCAGAUGAUAUCCUCCUAAUAUCAGAGGAAUGUGCAAGAGAUCGUCGUGAAGGCUUUGAAGCGCUCCUGGAGGAAUGGGGCACAAGUGGAAGGCGCCGCCCAACUGUACAUGACCUCCUAGAGCUACUGCGCCUGGCUAAACUCUACCGUGCUUUAGACUACCUCACUGUUAAUGUUCUUCAUGGAGAAGCCCUACCUAGGGAAGGAGAUAAUGAUCCCAUUGAUGAUUUGGACAAGGCACUAGAAGAGGGACUGAGGGUUCAUCAAACUUUUAUUCAUGAGAUAAGUUCCUGUGAAGAGGUCAGAGAUAAUGCAAGUGUUUAUAAUGAGAAACUGAACAGUAAUGAUUUGGUGCAUGCUACAGCACCACCUGUUGAAGAUGAGGUGGUCAGCCCUCCAACUACCUUCACCUUUCAACACCCACAAACACAAUUACCACCUCUUGAUGCCCAAGCUUUACAGGAUUUGAAAAUUUCAGGUUUUACACAUUUCAAUUAUUCAUUAAUGAAGGAAAUGACUAAUACCUUCUCUGAUGUGCCUGUGGAUUUAGGAGGUUGUAAAUUAGGUGAGGGAGCAUUUGGCAUUGUAUAUAUGGCCAAAAUAUUUCAGGGAGGUCGUGAGAAAAAGGUUGCCGUGAAGAGACUCAACUCGGGAGAGAUCAAGGUUAAGGAGCAAUUUAAAACAGAAAUUGAAGUUCUCUCAAGGUGCAUUCAUGAGAAUUUGCUGGCACUUGAGGGCUUUUCCUGCGAUGGUCCAGACUGGUGCCUUGUGUAUGCUUACAUGCCCAAUGGCAGUCUUCAAGACCGUUUAGCAUGUGCAGGUGGAAGUGAACCUCUAGAUUGGAGAAUUCGUGUAAAUAUAGGUGAAGGAGCAGCACGGGGAAUCGUCCAUCUCCACACCUACCAGCAUCGACCACUUGUUCAUCGUGACAUAAAGAGUGCCAAUAUUUUGCUGGACAGUAAUUUCACUCCUAAGGUUGGGGACUUUGGCCUUGUACACCUUGGAGGUAGUGGAACUCACACAAGGACAUUGAUCAAGACAUCUACUGUGUUUGGUACAUCUGCAUACAUGGCCCCUGAAGCAUUUAGAGGGGAUAUUUCUGUUAAAAUGGAUACAUUUAGCUUUGGAAUUGUUCUCCUAGAGAUGCUGACUGGCCUACCAUCCUAUGAUGAAGAACGGGAGGGUUGUGACUUGUUGUCUUAUGUUCAAGAGAGUGAAGCAGAGGUGGAAGAGCUCCUGGACGCAAAGGCUGGUGCCUGGGACAUGGAUAUUGCCUCUCACCUCUUUACUUUGGCUGGGCUCUGCACUGAGGCUAAGAAGAAAAGGCCAACAAUGGUCCAAGCUCUCUAUAAUUAUUCCCAUAUCAUAAAUCACUAGAUAAAAAUUAGAGUGCAUUGGGAGGACAUGAACAUUCAAUGUGGGGCUAUCCUUAGAAUAUGACAAUCUCAACAGAGGGUGACGAUAAUGGAUGAAAAAUUUUAGCAUAAAGAUUUCUUAAACAGAAACCCAGAGAUGUAGAAAUGUCGAUAGAUCCCAAAGGGUCUUUAUUAUAUAAUAAAAGUAAAUUUGAUUUGUUUUAAUUGUAAAGAUUCUUUUUAACCUUCAGAAUGUAGCUAUUAUAAACACUGCCACCUGUUUGUAAGCAAUAAAUUUUGAUAAUUAUUUUAC